UUCAGUUUCCUCACCAGUCAUAGAACUCACCAAUGUCAAAAAUGAAAUGGUGUUAGAGUGUAAAUCUAAUGGCUGGUAUCCAGAGCCUCAGAUGUUGUGGGUGUACAGUGAGGGAAAACCCAUUUCUGUUGAACCUACAAAGAUUGUCAGAGGUUCUGAUGGCCUCUAUGCUGUCAGCAGUAAAGUGACUGUGGAGAAAGGACAGAGCUACAGCUUCACCUGCAAAGUUCAACAGAAGAAUAUCAGUCAAAUCAAAGAGACACACAUCCAUGUUUCAGGUGAUCUCUUCAUGGUUCAGUCUAAUACUGCUGUUCACAUUAUCAUCAACUUGGCUGUCUGUUUAAUAAGCGUCGGGACAGUAAUAUUCCUAAUAUGGAAAUGUGGACAAAAGAAAACCAAAAUCAGCAAACAUGAUGAGGAUGAAAAUGAACAACAUCAAACAGAGAUGGAGGAGGAAAAAUUACAGAGAGAAUGUGAGGAAAAGAAAAGACUUGAAGAGGAGUUGCAGAACAAGGAGGAAGACUUAAAACAUGUCAGACAAACCAUUGAAAAAGUGAUGGAGCAGAAGACAUUUCUGAAGAACCAGAGAGAAAAACUCCACAAACUACUGCAGGAGGACAAGGCAGAGAUGAAAGAGGUCAUGAAAAAAGAGAAAGAAACUCCAAUAACUGACAAAGAGAAAAGAAUGCAGAAGCGUGGAGAUAAAAAAACUGACCUGGGAAAGAGAACAGAAUGCAGGACAGAGUAA
Messenger RNA from Maylandia zebra (zebra mbuna), 748 nucleotides. NCBI's taxonomy places the organism in Eukaryota, Metazoa, Chordata, Actinopteri, Cichliformes, Cichlidae. The record is from RefSeq and is a predicted model, not a curated record.